This is a messenger RNA of Pogoniulus pusillus (Red-fronted tinkerbird), 5744 nucleotides long. RefSeq names its product ribosomal RNA processing 1B (gene RRP1B). The transcript has 16 exons. Gene Ontology annotation, cellular component: preribosome, small subunit precursor; nucleus. NCBI's taxonomy places the organism in Eukaryota, Metazoa, Chordata, Aves, Piciformes, Lybiidae. The coding region runs from base 327 to 2597 and encodes 756 amino acids. The record is from RefSeq and is a predicted model, not a curated record. Gene Ontology annotation, biological process: rRNA processing.
GCAGGGGCUAGGAGGGGCCGCGGGUAGCUGGAGGAGCUCUGGGAGGCCUUCAGGGCCCGGGCAAAUCCUUCCUCCCACGCUCGCUUCUGUCCGUUCGUACCGGUAAGCUUUCAAAGUGUGAGAAAUGAGUUUGGAAUGACACAGCCGCCCUGCUCCCCACAGCCACCGCCGCUACCCGGCGGGGCGGGGCUGCUUCGCGCCGCCACGGCACCCUCCCUGAUGACGACAGAGACGAGCGACGGGGUUGUCGGUGACGCCAUCAAGUGGCGCGCGACUUGGCACGGCGCGGACGGUCGAACUCGGACGGGACGCGACAGGGACAGGCCAUGGCUCCUGCCGCUGUGCAGCCGCCCGAGGUUCAGUUUGCGCAGCGGCUGGCCGCUAACGAGAAGCGCAUCCGGGAUCGCGCCUUGAAGAAGCUGCGGGGCUACCUCAGCGUCCGGAGCCAGCGCCCGGCCGGUGGCUUCAGCCAGGAUGAACUGCUGAAAAUAUGGAAAGGUCUGUUCUAUUGUGUGUGGAUGCAGGAUAAACCUCUGCUACAGGAGGAACUUGUAAACAAUAUCUCACAGCUUAUGCACGUGAUCCAGAACACAGAGACCCGGCACCUGUUCAUUCAGACAUUCUGGCAAACUGUGAACCGUGAAUGGAAUGGGAUAGAUAAUCUGCGUCUUGAUAAGUUCUAUAUGCUAAUGCGUAUGGUUUUGAGGCAGUCUUUUGAAGUGCUGAAGAGAAAUGAGUGGGAUGAAAGACUAAUUGAACCGCUCCUGCAGCUACUAAUGAAAGAAAUUAUGGACCCGGGCAGCAGUGCUCCCACUGGCAUAAAAUUUCAUUUCAUUGAUAUCUAUCUGAAUGAAUUGGCUAAAGUUGGUGCAAAGGAGCUCACAGCAGACCAGAAUCUCAGGUUCAUUGAACCUUUCUGCAAAAUUGCUGCCAAGUCAAAAGAUCGAUGUACACUGCAUGCCAUAGCCACUGGUAUCUUUGAGGUCAUUGUGGAUCAAUCUCCCUACGCCAUUGAGGACCUAAUGAAAGAACUGGGUAGUGACAGUGAUGAGGACAAUGUGUCUGAAGAGGACAAGCAAGAAAAUGAAGAUGUGCUUAAAACCAAAGCAGGCAGAGGUUUGUCAAAAAAAUCAGCUCAGAGCUCUGAAGAAACAGAGGAUGUUUGUGAAAAUGAUGAUGACGACAAUGAUGGAAUCGGGACUGUUCUUCAGUUUGAUUACAAGGCUGUUGCUGACAAACUCUUUGAAUUGGCAAGCAAGAAAAAUACACCUUCCCUUAACAGAAAGCGUCUGUACAAGCUGGUCAAAAAGUUCCAGGACUUAGCAGAAGGAAUCUUUCCCCAAGAUUUUCCUGAAGAUGUUUCUACAGAUGAAGAUGAUGAUGAAUUUAGCAGGAGAAGGCGAAAGAAGAAAGCUGCCAAGCCCUGGGAGAAGAACAAGUUGGAAGAAGUAAAAGAGGAUGAACAAGAGACGUCACGUGAGAAGGGUGCAUCAGUUCCCCAGAAGAAGAGAAAAAAAAAGAAGAGGAGGGACAGCCCAAGUGCUGAUUCUGGAACAGCUGAUGGAAAUUGUGAGGAGGGAAUAGCUGAAACAUCUGGGUCUAAUGAUUUUAGCCAGGGAAAGGUGCCAGAAAAUAACAAGGAAAGGAAGAAAAAGAAAUUGCUAGUAAAUGAGGCAAAUAAGACCAUGACUGUAACAGCUGACACCAGAGAAAAUCACAGCAGCUCUGUGCAGCACAGUCAAACUGACGCAGAAGAGAGUAAAAAGAGUCGGCUGAAGAAAAUGAACACAAAAGUGCAGAAUGUUCCUGUAAAAGCAGCAUGUCAGAAUGGACCAACUAAUGUCAGUGAGGCAGAGGAUGUCAGCUCAUCUGUCACACCAGUAACUACUAAGGUUGUGAAAAAGAAUCAGAAAGCAGGGACUGUCCUGGCAAACAGGGAUAACCUUUUGCAUCAAACCAAUAUGAAAUCCAACAAGGAAGGCUUGCUCGGGACCCUAUCAGGAGAUGCAAACUCUGAAUCUGUGCCCUCCAGAAAGGCAAAAUUGAAGACAAAGCUUGUUGGUUUGGAAGGGACGAAGGUCUCCAGCCAGAAAGCAGCAGCCUUGAAAAAGAAGAGAAAAGUAAAAGAUGCGCUAAACUCUGUUGAAGCCAAUGGAGUUCUGGAGACUGCAUGCAAGAAAAGCAGGAAGGGGGAAAGCAGUGUUGCUCUGUCAUCAUUAAAGAAAAAGAAAGCAAAGCCAGGAAGUGACUUUGUAAAAUUUGAAAAAUCGACUUUACCAAAGCCACUAUUCUUCAGGAAAACCAGAAGUACCAUCUCCUCCACCAGGCCACCUGUGCAGCUGAACAAACUGCAGUCACCCAGCUCCAAAAAAGUUACGUUUGGCUUGAAUAAGAACACAACUGCUGAAUUUAAAACAACUGACAAAAGUAUAUUAGUGAGCCCAGAAGGACCCUCCCGUGUGGCUUUCAAUCCUGAACAGAAGCCCCGUCAUGGAGUGCUAAAGUCACCCGGAUGUACCCCAACAGGAGAGCCUCAGACGAAGAAGCGAUUUACUGUAGCAGCUAAGAAGAGAGCAACUGCUAUGGACUUGUUUUGAAACAACAUAUGUGGCCUACUUUUGUACAGGACAUUUUGCUAACCUAGAAUGUUCUCUGGAGGUAUUUCAAGCUUCCUUAUUUUUUUAAGUUAAUAUGAAUUGUAUAUACAAAUUUCUGAUUGUGACCUGGGACAAUGCUAUCUUGACACCACUUCAGCUGUAUCUUGCAGUACUUGUUUUAUCUAUUCACAGAAAAGAAACAAAGUCCGCUCUUUACUCAGGUUUGGUCUGCAAAAGUUUGGUCUUCUGUCAUCCUUGAAAGACUUAUUCGUUUAGUGAAGGAAUGUUCAGGGAUUGAUUGUUCUGGUGUUUUGGGGUGGGUUUUUUGAGCCAGUUUAAGAAAACUCUCACUUCAUGCUAUUAAACUUUCACUGGACAGAGUUUCCAAUGGAAGAAGACAACGUAUAUUUUAAACCUACUGGUUGAUGUAUGUUAUGAUUUGAUGCCGUCCUUUUUCUCACAUUACCCUUGGCAUCUUGCUCAUUCUUCUUCUGGAAAUAACUCUUACCUCAUGUCUCUGCUUAAUAACAGCUGGACUUGGGUAGCUUUACAGAUAGUAGGCAAGCUUUCUCUGGGAUAAGAAAUGCCUAGCUGCUCAAGUGGUUGCUGUUGCAAAUAAACCUUCACAGCUGGUUGCCUGCUUAGUUGAGAACAGUGACCAUAGUAUUUUCAGUAACACAAGUGCCAAAGCUGGCUUACACCUGUGAUGUAAGCUGGCUUCUUCUCUUUACUGUAAAUGAAGUAAUGCUCUUGCACAGGAGAAAUCUUUGAUAUUCCCAUGUCUUCCCCCUUAUCCCCACUGCUGUCUUUCCUGAAGGUCUGACAAGACUCCUAAUUUUCUUCUUCAGCAGCUGGUGUCACCACGUUGCACCAGAACUCAGAUCUCAUUUCAUGAAUGAACCUCUGAUUGUCCUAAAGUGAACUAGAUCCAUGCAGUGCAUCUUUGGUUAGGACGCACAUCUCUCUGUGAAAGCUUUGGUGACUCAAUGCAAGGUAAAACUUUACAGCCCAGACAGCUUAGUUUUGAUUUUGAUGUAAAACCAGAUGAAUUUUCUGCAGACUUCCUGGUGUUAAGUUUUUGUUUGGAUAUUUUAUUACUACCGUGCAUGGUUUGGGGGGUUUUGUUUACUACUUUGGUAAAGAACGAGAUGUACUUCUCUGAGGGACUAUUAAUGUGUUCUGAGGGAGAACUAUGAGGAAGGGGAGAGCAGAUGAAAACUAAAAUCUUUUUGAUAUGGCUGGAAGGUCAGAAAUCCUUCUUUAGAAGUCCAGCUUAUGUGAAUGAGGCAAAGGGUUUGCAGGAGUUCUCUGUGUUACAGCUUCAAAGCACAGCCUCAAGCCAAAGCGAAACUACUUUUGAAGCUUCCCACCAAUUACUUCUGUGGUCCUGUAAGAAAGAGGGUUCAUUUCCUUGUUCUGUGAGAAAUGGUAAACAUUUGGCCACUUCAGGCAGCAAAGUUAAAUUUAGUGAUCUAACAUAUUUGCAUGCUUCAUUAUUACUUUCUAUCAUUACUACCACAUUACUUUGGGUGCUGACUGUCUUCUGCUGAAUCACUCCCUGUAAGCAACUGGAGUGCAAGUGCUCUUCUUUACAGCUCAGCUGUAGCUUCUUCAAUACAUUUUUGCAUUUGUAGAUUGCUGGUUGGUCUCACUUUGCUCAAAAAAUCUAAUCUGUGCCAGUUCUUACACUAAGUUUGUGACAGUCUGUGGUUUGUAGUACUGCCAGAAAGUAAUACUGCUGUUUUCUCGUUUAAUUUGGGUUUGGCUUACCUUGUAUUGGUUUGACUGAUCAGUAAAGAAACCUGGAGAAUACAUCUGGUAACAUUAAUAAUGCUUGCUGUUUGAGUAAUUGUUGUUCAUUUAUCUUUGAAAAACUAAUCUUAUUGUACAUUAGCAUAAUGCAUUUUUUUGGACAAGAUAUUGGCAAGUAGAAUUUAACAGAGACUGUUUUAUAUGUUGUAUUCUUUAUCUUGUACUGUGGGUGAGAAGUCUUUUGUGGAAUAUGCAUUAAGGCAUUUGUAUGUGCAUGGUUGUUACUGCAUUAGGAUGAAGAUGCCACGUUCCUCCAAAGAUUAUAGAUGCAAACAAUCAGUAGGUAGAUCUGGUGUGCACAGAAAAAUCCAGGAUCAGAACACGUUGGGGUUUGGGUUAGGUUGAGUUUUAAAAGCUGUAACUUAUUAUGGAAAUGUAUUUAAGUGGGUGUCUGGAUCCUUUUUAGUUGAUUUUGUGGAUCCACUGAGCCUGUUGCUUGUCCAAAUGUUUUGUUGCCCACAGUACUAAAUGGAGAGGGCAGAAAUGGCAGUCAGAUUUUCAUCUAAAAUUUUAGUGGUGUGAUUGCUUCUUGGGAUUUGUGAGUAAUCAUCUGUGUCAUGAUACUGGUGGAAUGUUCUGUAAGUACACAUCUGUAGUGUGUAUGGUCUUCAGUAGUCUCUGGAAUUUCAGUCAGGACAACUUUACAGACAAAACCUAAGCACUGGCAAUGAAGAUGAAUUGGCAUUGUUAGUUUAAAUGGAAUGCCUUACCCAAAAUAUUUGGGUAGUGGCAAUUCCAAUAAGCAUUGAAGACAAAAAAGAGAAGGUAAUGUCUGUAAUUUCCACUGCACAAACAGGGUGGUGCCGGAAGAAGAAAUGACAUAUCAGUAGGAAAAGAGCAGAGAAAAAUGGGUCAGACCAGUUUGGAUGUUGCUUUAUAGUUUUUUUUCCAUUGUAUUAUUCCAGCUCUACAGCUGCAAGUCAUGCUCUGAGUUAAUGUGGCAUACCUGUCAAAGGACAAUAUUUUAUAACAACUCUUUACACAUUUUUGUUUUGAAUCUGAUGAACUUUGUACUUCCCAAGCUCUAUUAGUUUAUAAUUCUUUAUAGCUUCAGGAGAACUCAAAAGCAAAAUAAUAACUCAGCAAGGCAACAAAAUGAAAUCAUAUUUGAAUUAUUUGGUACACAAGAUCCUUUACAGUUUAUCAAAGCUAUGUGACUUGGGAAGCAUGAAAUACCCUUGCUGUCAUUUCCUGUGCUUAGACUUAAUUACAGGCAGAAAAGAAAUUAUCUGUGUGUCAUUUUAUGUACCUCUGCAACAGCAUUCUUAAUACAAAUACAGUGUCUUGAGUAUUACAUCAUUUAGUCUAGUUUAAUAAACCAUCUUUUUUUGUGGA